GUUUCUCAGAUGGAUUUUGGUGCUAUGAGGGGUCUGCUAUGGUAGGACAAGUGCACACUAGGUUGGCAUCAGAUGUGGAUGUACAUAUGCAGAAACGCAGAUAGAAGGGGAUGCUUCAACGUACAAAGUACAACCGUUUCAGGAAUGAAUCCGUGACAUCAUUCGAUGAUCUUAUACACAAUUUGUCAAUGAAUGCCAAGGUCUCGACUGUUACCACGACGUCCGGUUCUCCUUCGUACCCAACCUCGUCGGAGGUGCUCCGCAAGGACCCGGAGGAUGGGCCCACAGCUCUCUGCACCUUCAUCCAAAAAAUGUCCCAUUUGAAAUUCGCCAACACAGGCAGCCUGUUGGGCAUCAAAAAUUUCUCCUCUGCAGUGAAAGACCUUGCAGCUUCUAAACUGCAAGGAGGUUCAAGCACUCCAAGCUCAGUUGGAGCAGCAGUAGAUGCAUGUAACCCUGUCUCUACCACUCCAUGUUCCCAGCAGGACAUGAACAAGAUGAGCACGGGCAAGAGGGUCAAGGUAGAAGAGAUUCACCUAAGUGGAGAGGACUGGAAUCAGAGUGGCAGCUUUGUCAAUAAACCCUCACGGGGAUGGCUUCACUCUAAUGAGAAAAUCCUGGGAUCUGGUGUGACGUACGUUCUAAAGUAUCUGGGCUGCAUCGAAGUAUUACGUUCAAUGCGUUCCCUCGAUUUCAAUACGAGAACACAGAUUACAAGGGAAGCUAUCAGUAGAGUAUGCGAAGCUGUACCAGGCACAAAAGGAGCUUUUCGAAAAAGAAAGCCACCAAGUAAAGCAUUGUCUAGCGUACUUGGUAAGAGCAACCUUCAGUUUGCUGGAAUGAACAUCACUUUGAAUAUUUCAACCAGCAGUCUCAACCUAAUGACCCGUGAUACUAAACAGAUUAUAGCAAAUCAUCAUAUGCAGUCCAUUUCCUUUGCAUCUGGUGGCGAUCCGGACACUACAGACUAUGUUGCGUAUGUGGCGAAGGAUCCAGUCAAUCGUCGAGCAUGCCACAUAUUGGAAUGCUGUGACGGGUUGGCUCAAGACGUUAUUAGCACCAUAGGCCAAGCAUUUGAACUUCGAUUCAAGCAAUAUCUCCAAUGUCCUUCCAAGAUAUCUAACAUUCACGACAGAAUACCAAAUUUCGAAGAAUCAUCUUGGGCUGGUGAAGAUGAAGAGGUAAUAGAACAUCCAUAUUAUAACAGCAUUCCUGGGAAAAUACCACCUCCUGGAGGAUUUAUUGACAUCAGGCUAAGAGAUGUCCAUCAACAAGCUCUGAUUCAGACUUUGACAGCCCAUCAUGCUGAUGCAAAUCAGCCAGUGUUAGCCAUAGGACAAGAUCAAAGCUACUAUCAAGACCAGCAUCUUGGUGAGAGCCACAAUGAAGAAUGGAGAAAGGCACUCAGCAGAUAUGGGUCCUCUGGUGAUUUAUACAUUCAGCCUGAAGUGAGACCUUUAUUGACCAAAGGUGGAGAUGCGCCAACAUAUGUCAACACUCAGCACUUGGAUGUCCAGGCUUUAGCUGCAUUGCAAGUAGAUCCCACUACAGGGUCCAAUGAAACAAUAAGCCAUGCAGAAGAGAGCCCUCGGAAAGAUGCUUUUGAUAUGAGGAUACCGUUAACCACCACUGAAAUGCCAACUCCAUGGUUUGGAACAAGAGCGAAGGCUGUACCAGGGUGA
Messenger RNA from Callorhinchus milii (elephant shark), 1682 nucleotides. Its product is annotated as SHC (Src homology 2 domain containing) transforming protein 3. The transcript has 11 exons. The coding region runs from base 111 to 1682 and encodes 523 amino acids. Lineage: Eukaryota; Metazoa; Chordata; Chondrichthyes; Chimaeriformes; Callorhinchidae. Gene Ontology annotation, cellular component: plasma membrane. Gene Ontology annotation, biological process: cell surface receptor protein tyrosine kinase signaling pathway; intracellular signal transduction. The record is from RefSeq and is a predicted model, not a curated record. Gene Ontology annotation, molecular function: receptor tyrosine kinase binding.